Messenger RNA from Eublepharis macularius, 4081 nucleotides. RefSeq names its product HAUS augmin like complex subunit 6 (gene HAUS6). Gene Ontology annotation, biological process: spindle assembly. NCBI's taxonomy places the organism in Eukaryota, Metazoa, Chordata, Lepidosauria, Squamata, Eublepharidae. The coding region runs from base 164 to 2917 and encodes 917 amino acids. Gene Ontology annotation, cellular component: mitotic spindle microtubule; HAUS complex. The record is from RefSeq and is a predicted model, not a curated record. Gene Ontology annotation, molecular function: microtubule binding. The transcript is spliced from 17 exons.
CUUCCCGUUCGAUGUAUAGAUUUUGGCGGUUUAACCAAAGGGGCGGUGAGGGCGAUAAUAGAGCUUGUAUUUGCCGAAGAGGCGUUGCGCUGUAGGUGGGAGCACAUCAUUGUCAGGCGGCACUGAGGACCCCGUGAGGCGUCGCCCGCUUAGGAGCCCGGAGAUGAACAAGCGGGCUUCGUCGCAUCAGCCGCCCCCUGCGUGGGAAAAAGAGCAGCUCUGGUUCUACCUUCUGGCGCUGGGGUUCGACCCGGGAGGAGGCGCGGCCGCUGGGAAGAUCUCUAUGCAUCUCCGCCUGGGGCCGGACAUGUUUGAUAAGCCAAACAAAGAUGCAUUCCAUGUUGUUUCGUACUUCUUGUUUUCAAAGCUGGAUCAGUUGCGUUGCAAUGAGGUCUUUCGAUUUUGUUUUCCUCCAAAAGACAAGAAGACAGACUCUGAAUUCAGGAAGCAGUGCUGUGACUGGCUAAAAGAAAUUUCAGAUGAAUCCAGGAGCGACUUUCCUUCAGUAAAUGCAUCACUAUUCCUUUCCCCUGGUGGUCCUAAGUUCAUUCACUUAAUGUUCUACCUUGCAAGAUACGUCCUGUUGCAUCACAUCAGAAUAGAUUCUUCAGACGCUGGCGUAUACUUUCCUGAGUCACUGAAUUCGAGGCCUCCGGAUGUCCAUAUGGCAGCUGCGAAAUACUCUGUGGCAUAUCAGAGAUUUUUGUACAGUCUGCAAAAGGAAGACGUAAUGAUUCGAGAGCUUCAGAAAAAAGCACUGAUUUUGACUAAACAGAUAAGAGAUUUAAGACAUGAAAACGCAGAAUUGGACACACAGCUCCAAAAAGCAGAAAAAAAUACUGAUCAGAACCAGAACAUCAUAACAGAGAAAAUUAUACAGGUUCGCUGUAUGUGGGCCUUGAUAAUAGAAACACUUAAACAUCUUCAGAAAGAAAGACAAGUUGUGGAUUCGGUUGUCAAAGGUCAAGUGGGACAGUAUGUAUUAGAUGGCACCAGUACUGCUGUCAGUGUUCCAAGGCUUCUGCUUGAAAAAGUUGAAAAAGACAUGCAUGAACUGGAUGUUGGAAAUAUAUAUGAAGCUGGAAGACUAAACCUGUUGACACUUGCUAAAUUAUUAAACAAAGCCAUGGAGAUUUUAAUGGUUGAACGCCAACAUAUUGACAAGAAUUCAUUGAAACUGGAUUAUCAGUAUUUUGAAGGGAAGACCAAGUUCCAGAAUGAGGCUGUAUCGGGGCUAAAGUCACUGAGGCACAAAUUAAAACGGGAGGAUCAUUUAUCAAUAAAUCAGUCAAUUGCUGAAAAACAAAAAGAAUGGGAUUUGAAGUGGGAGAACUGCCUUGGAGAAUCUCCUUUUCCUUUCAUUAAAGAGCCUAACCCUGCACUUGAUUUAUUACCGGCUAUGUCUCCCCUUUCUUUUACCCCUGCUACAGAGGAAGCUUAUAAAAGUAGUGUAUUUUGCCAGUAUCCUGCAACAGUUCCAGACAUGACAAAAAAGCACUCUCUGACAAAUGAACUUAUGAAGGACAGUGGACCACCGAGAAGUGAGGCUGGUGCAUCUGCAGUAAUCCCAGAAAGAAAUAUUACAUCUUCGCGUUGUGCUACAGAGCCUGAAAAUGGAAUGCAGAUACCUUCUGAGAAGGGAUCCUGUUGUUUUAUUGAAACUCCCAAGAGGAUCGAGUGUUCUGAUUCUCAGAUCUUAAAAUACAAAGGAAAAAAUAAACCAACGGCCGCUUCAAAGAAAAGACAUGCUGGCAUGCUUAAAAAGCCAUCAUCAGUUAAAACUGACGAUCCUCUUAGGAAAGCACAAGAGCAACUGGCAGAAGUAGUGGCAGAUGUAGUUGUGUCUGAUUUGCCACAGAAUACUGCUGGAAAAGGAAAAGAAUUGGAUGACCUGAUUGGCACUUUAGCCGUGAAUCCCUUUUUAACUAGGAAACAAAUUCCAAGGACUCCAGAAAAUCUGAUUACUGAAAUUAGAAGCUCAUGGAAAAAAGCUAUAGAGGCUGAAGAAUCCUCAGGCAUGGAACUGCGUCAUACUGAGUCAUCAAAACACGCGGCACAGGAGUUGGUUUCUGAAUUUAUUGAUAGUAUGGCAGGCUUUUUGUCUGAUACAGCGGAGUCUUCUUGCCAGGAACUGCAGUCUCCAUUUAGACUCCAGGAAGUAGCUACUAGCCCUAACAAAUGGUGGUUCCAUCAAGCAACUGCAGGCUCACCAGAUGCUCAGAUGAAUUGCAAACAAGGAUUAACGUGUACUGUUCCAAAUAAACGUGUAACAGAAAAUUCAGAACUAGCUUUCAAGAGUACAAAUGAGUCAGACUGUUCUCCAGGGGAAGACUUUGCAAAGAAGACACCACCAUCUUAUUGGUGUCAAGGUUCGUCAAUAGAUACAACUCUCACACGGGAUGCUUCUCAGAGAGGCUUUAAUUUAGAUAGCCUUGAAUUGACCCAUUGCAACCUACUUCAAGAAACUCUCCAAGAUGAAGGAGGACUAUCCAUAAGUCUUAAUAGUUCCAGUGGUUUAGAGGUAGAAGAGCUCAGAGAAGAGCACCAUGCCAGAGAUAAUCACAUUUUUGCUGACAGUGAAGUGGAAGAUAAACAGAGACUGAAUUUUCAAUCUAUUCUAAGCAGAUAUGAAGCACUGAAAAUGAGUUUUCUUGAAAAUCAAGACUCGCCUUCUAGAAAGCAAAUCCCAAGGGCCAGAUCGGAAUUUAUUCUCCCUCAAACAAGCUUUGAAACAAAUGAAUUGUUGAGCCCACUGGGAAAACCAUAUGCAUUGGAUGCAGAAGUUGUCAAGAGGCCAUUGUCUGGAAGAAGGGUCAGUCUCUGCCCUCCUGUUGCAUUUUCUCCAGCUCAGUCAAGAGAUGAGACAGGCAAACAGGAUCACAGAGACUUGCUUCCUGAUUUGAAGGAAAAACAGUGAUGCUGGAUGCAAAUGAAUCUCCAUCUACAAAGAUCUGUCAAAAUGAAAUGUAGUGUGAAUUGGACAAUUAUGAUGCACUGAAGUUGGAUUCAUAGACACUUAUCUAAAGUAUUUUUCCAGUUGUUAAUGCUUACGUUGAUACUUUGCUAUUAACUACUGCUAAUCCUGACUAGUAUUGGAUGUUAGAACUAAUUCUUAUUAAGAGAUUUUGAAGCAUUGAUGCCAUGUAAGUUCAGUGGUAAAUGUGAUCAUGUAGCAGUAACACAGUGAGUCAGAUAUUAAAGUAUCUUGUUUUAAAUGGUUAAUUGCAGCACAUUUUAAUCAGAUUUUGGAAGAGAACAAGACUUUUUGAAUAGUUUUCUAACGAAAAUGUUCUUGUACAUAACUGGCUAAGCCUGCUCCAAUGUUUCAUUUUCUCCUCUUGUGUGGGAAACCUGAGCAUUGAGAACAGUCCUAACUGUAGAUGUUUCCAGCUAUAGAAGGAAAAACUCCUGCCCUUCUGUGUGCUGUGUUGAUAUUGCCCUUGCAGUGUUAUGGAAAAUGAGCUAUAGAUCUGUUAGUUCUUUCUGCAAGCCACCUAUGUGGAUAUCUUAUGCCUGCUUCCAUGUAAUAGAACAUAAGAAUUACGAUUUCAGUACAGUUGCCUUGAGUAUCAGUGGUCAUCUCUGGAUAUUCAGUUCUCCAUCCCCCCCCCCCUCCGGUGGUCUACCAGAGAGUGAUUCCGCACACGUUGGAUAAUGCACUUUCAAUGCACUUUAUCAAUCGUUUGAGGUGGAUUUUUUGUUCCGCACACAAAAAAAUCCGUUCCAAAUGAUCUAUAAAGAGGAUUGGAAGUGCAUUAUCCAACGUUUGCGGAAUCACUCUUAGUCUAGAUAAAAAGUUGAUACAUAUUCAGUAAAUGAUUUGCUUUAGUUCACUUACACUUUAAUUUGGGAGGCAGAGGAAUACUGGAUACAAGAUGGUAAUAAAGAUGCAAAAAUAGUGUAGUAGCCAUUACGUACUAAUGUAAAUUAUGGGAUGCGUGCUUUGUUGAAACUCAUUUGCCUGAAAUGCAUAGAAAAUUCUCCACAUUCUGAUACCGAAGGUCUUCAAACUCAUGUUUGUCUUAAAAUAUUUAUUAAAUGUUUUGCCUUCUAAAAAAACUUGUUUAGCCUAAUAAACUUU